AAUGUGAGUAAACCAUAUACGUAUUAACAAAAUAGUAAUAGGAUUGCUAUCGCUAAAUUUUAAUAUAUUUUCAUAUUGUUUUGUUUCUUAUAUCAAACUUUAUUGUGAUUCUCUUUUGGCACAUAUCAACUGGAAGUAGGUGGGCAACUUUGGUGAUCUUGGUUACUGGAACCACUUGUUACAACCUAAUGUUGCCAGUAUCUGUUACUGUGCAGUUUUGUGUUUGGAGACCACCCAACACUAAGAACCAUCAACAACAUAGUGGCUAUAUAAAGCAGACUUUUCAGUAGCAAGUUAAAAAUAAUUUUUUUAAUUUUGUAUAUUGUUUGUAGUUUUUACAUGAAUAUCUAAAAAGCGUUAUUUAUUACGAUCACUAUAAAAUAUCAUACAUACUGUUGUGGAAGUGUUAUAGUCCUUUUGAUUCACAUGAUAUAGGCUCUUAUGUUAUAUUGUUAAAGCAUAUAGUGGGUAAAAAUUUUGUUUUAUUGAAAUACUAAUUUAACUGCCUCAAUUGUUAGUUUCAAAAUUGCCCAAUAAUCAAAAUUAUUAUGAGAAUCUCGGAAGACUAACUUUUGUAAAGAUCAAAAUGACGAACAGUCUAUGUGGAGUCAUUAAAAGAUAGUUAAAAAGAUAUUAGAAACCUAAAGAAGAGUAACAGAUUCUGACAUCUAAAUUCACUUGCUUUGAGCUAUUUAAUUUCUACAAGUGCCUUUUAAUAAUUGUUAAAAAACUACACCUGCUCUGAGUCUAUCAUGUCGAAGCCUCCAAAUGAAAACCUUCUAACCUACAUUCUUGUUGUGGUUGGUGAUGGGGGUGUUGGAAAGUCUGCACUAACCAUCCAGUUCUUCCAAAAACUGUUUGUAACAGAUUAUGAUCCUACCAUAGAAGACUCUUACAUACAGCACACCGAAAUAGAUGGCCAUUGGUGUAUACUUGAUGUCUUGGAUACUGCGGGACAAGAAGAAUUUAGUGCUAUGAGAGAACAGUACAUGAGGAAAGGAGACGGGUUUCUUCUUGUGUAUUCGGUAACUGACAAACAAAGUUAUGAAAAUAUACGAAACUUUCAUACACAAAUUUUGCGGGUGAAAGACAGAGAUACCUACCCAAUGUUACUAGUAGCCAACAAGGUUGAUCUAGUCCAUCUUCGGGUUGUAACAGAAGAACAGGGACGCGAGCUUGCAGUUCAGCUCAAGAUCCCUUACAUUGAAACAAGUGCCAAAGAUCCACCUCUUAAUGUGGAUGCUGCUUUUCAUGAAGUGGUUCGAAUUAUCAGGAACCAGCCACCACCAGUAGAUAAAAAGAGGCGGAGAGAUUGGUGGAAGAGGAAUCGAAGAUGUACACUUUUGUAGUGUUGAUUUUUCACUGUGCUUGAGAAACUAUCCAGAUACACAUAACCUGGUACAGAACAUCCUUCCAUUGAAGAGUCUCAUAGUGACUUUUGUGCAACAGUUAGUUUUCGGUGUUGUAACUUUUUUUUGUUCACAUUAAUUCAACUGACAAAACCACAACAAGGCCUUUUGUUCCAUCUGUCCAGCUAGAUCUCCAACUUUCUGGUAACCUCUUUAUCUAAAUUGGACAUACCACUUUCAAAAUCUUAAGACCAGUGCCCCUCUGACCUUACCGAAAAAAAAGACGCGUGUCUUAAUACAUAAGAGAUGUUACAAGAAGCUAUAGUGGAAAGAACUAAGAUACAUUUUUACACACUUUCCAUUUGUUCCUGUAGAGCUAGGAUGGCACCUAAAAGGUUUUAUAGAGUUUUGUAUUUUAUACUGUUUUUUGAACAGUUUUGAUAAUGGUUUAUUGCAUUUUGUGUGUUGUUUAUUAGUGCUGUGCUACAUAGAGCUGCUGCUUUCAAAUGGUGGACAUAUUGACACACACAAACACACAGAGGAAGCGUAAUCUUUUUUCCAAUAAAAUAUUAGCUGCUACAACUAAGUUAAGUACUGAAAGAAACUCGCAGAAAAUAUUUAUCAAAGGAUGUAGAAUUUAUAUAAAUGUUUUCAAUAUUUUUGUCUGUUAAUUUCUUUUGAGCAGGCAGGGAACUGAACUUUGUUGAUCAUCAGAAAGAUGGUAUGGCUACUGUUAAACUAUGUUUUUUAAUCACUGUUAUUUCAGAUAAAUGGUUAUACACUAGCUGCAAAUGUGCUUGUUAAACUUCUAACUUCGUUUAGUGUUUUUCUGAUACUAAGAACCUAACUGUCAUAUUAGAAAUGUACUCUAGGAUAUUCAUGGAAAAGUUGAUAUUGUUCUGGCUCUUUUAGAUGAUGGUGUGAUUGUUUGCUUGAUGAUGUAAUGAUGUUUGGAGGAUAUUGUGUAUGAUGUGAGGGAUUUUAUUUGUAAUAACACUGAUUGGUUUUAGCAGGUCUUUUCUUGUGAUUUAUAAAAAAACAAAUCACCACCAAUUCCCUUAUGAAAAUGUGUAGUUGAUUAUUGUUAAUAAACCUGGUCAUGUGAAGUGGAAAAUUGUAUAACUUCUCGUGUUACCUUCUUUAGUUGUAUUGUUAGUCUUUCGAUGAAGAAUGUUCAGAAGAAGGACUGUUUAUAGAUCUUAUCAAAAGUGUAAUUAUUAGUAUUCUUAUUUAUCUUUUGACAGUGUUUGGUUCUGAUGUAUAAUCCUUUACUCACUGCUAAUAACCUAAAAUACUUUAGGUGUUUCUAUAACAUCUAACAUAUCUUCACAAUUGACUAUUCACUAUUACUCGGCGGACUAACUGAUUAUUUAUUUAAUUAUGAAUUUUCUUUCCUCACCCAAAUGUUAAUUUUGAUGGAGAAUAGAGGGCGUAGAGGUCUAAUCUAUUCUUUGAUUUGCUGCUGCCUCUGAAGCAGACUAACUUGGCCAUAUUCGUGGCUUCUCGGUGGUGCUUGGUCUCAAAAAAUAAACAAGGCGUUUAUGUCAUCUUUUCUUCACUGAAAUUCAUGUAUUGGUGAGGAAAGGAAAUAUGUAAAUAAAAGUAUCUUCCUUUGUUGUUUGUUCUUGAGUUAUUUAUUAUAACCGUUUCCACAUACAUUAUAUGAACUAAGGUGGGUCGUUGAAAUUAUCUUCUUUCAGUUGCAGUAAGCUAUCUUGAUGUAAGAUUUAAACUAGUCCUGUAAGUAAGUUGUCUAUUAAGUUAUUUUGGUUAUGGUGGUUAGAAUACGAGGUCAAUACGUUUUAUGUAAUGUCUUUCAUCAGAAGUGUACAUUUAAUUUACUACAUAAUUAAUAGUGACUUAUAGCAGUGGGCUUCAGUCUUUCCUAUUCCACAAAUUGGCAAAAUAUUUAUAAAAGUUUAGGGACUUUUAGGAAUACAUAGGCCUGUAGUAGAGCAUAUAACCUAUAGAACAAUAGGUUUGAAGUACACAAAAUGUAGCUAGUUUUACGUAGGGUUGUAAAAAUAAGUUUGUAAGGACGUAGAAUAUGAAUAUUGUUCAGAAAUAAUUGCACUUUCAUUGGAUGGUUGUGCAAAAUGGAAAAACACGUGAAUGAUUCAGGAUCCAUGCACCAGAGGUUGGGAACUACUGAUGUAAAGAAAAUGUUCGUAGCAAUACUUAGCACAGUACUGUGAUGAGAUCUCCAUCAUUAGCUUUAAAAUAUGGAGUUUUGGAUACAUGAAAUUCGGAUCCAUGCACCAGAGGUUGGGAACUACUGCUUUAGAGAAAAUGUUUGUAGCAAUACUUAGCACAGUACUGUGAUGAGAUCUCCAUCAUUAGCUUUAAAAUAUGGAGUUUUGGAUACAUGAAAUUUAGCAUCAUGAGAUCUUUUUUGAGUAUCUUCAGUCAAAAAUCUCAAGCUACACGACGUCAUCCAACUUACAAUAUUUAGUUCCUGCUUAUAAACUAAAUGAGAGAUGUAAACACGUUUUACCUUUGUGCUCAUUAUUAAUUCUAUUUGCAGAACAGUAAAAAUAUCUGUAGUUUCUAAAAGUGUUGUAUAAACAAGUACAUUAUUUAACCCAUUGUUGUUAUCUGUGUUGCACUUCUAAUCACGCUGAAAUAAAUAACCAAUAAUUUAGUGAUUUAUAAACAUUAAAAAUAAGAAUUAUUUAACAAGAUUUUCUUAAGUAAAAGUUAAUUUGAAGAAGUAACUUUAUGAAGCCAAUAUUAUAAAGAUGGAAUUGUGCUAACUAACAAUAUAAAUGUUUAGAUGAGUACAGUAGAUUAUGGGUUUUGACAGUUUUUUAAAGUAGAGUUACAUAUGGUGAAAUAUUAUAAGACAGGUACUUCAGUCCUUAAGUUUUUGCUAAGAGCUGUAGAUGAAGGCUUUCAUGUUACGCUUCUCUUGCAUAUUACUUGUUUAUGUUGUCAUGGUGAAACUUUAAGUGUAGGAGAAACACGUUUCAGAAAUUGGGAAAAUAUACACAUGUGUUUGUGUGCUGACAAAGUAAAUUAUACUGAGCUAAUGAUGCAGAAAAGUACACUAAUCUGUGAAACCGGAUUCUCAGUUACAUUACAGUUAGAAUCGGUGAUUUAUACGGCUAUUGCUGAUACAAAUCAUGUGGCAAUUAUAACAAACUUAUAAUUCAAACCAUAUAGUGGCUGUAAUUACAACACAGAGCACAUGGUUACUAAAAUUAACCAGCUGGUGUUACAGUGCACAUGGUUACUAAAAUUAGUCCGCUGGUGUUACAGAGCACAUGGUUACUAAAAUUAAUCAGCUGGUGUUACAGAGCACAUGGUUACUAAAAUUAGUCCGCUGGUGUUAUAGUGCACAUGGUUACUAAAAUUAAUCAGCUGGUGUUACAGAGCACAUGGUUACUAAAAUUAAUCAGCUGGUGUUACAGAGCACAAGUAUAUUAACUGAAAGGAAGUGGAUUAUUAAAACUAAUACGACCAAAGGUUCUCGGCACUACAUUAUCAAAAUACUGUUUGAAACAAAUUGGUUAAAAAAUAAAAAUCUAAACUGAUGUGGUUACUAAGUAAAGACUUGGAAACUUGAACAGUUUGAUAAAGAUUCUUUUUAUUUUGCAAAUUUGUUGAUUUAAUUUUCUGUAGCUCUAGUUGGAAUGUUUUAUAAAUUCUGAAGUCAAAUUGCACCUUUUAACAAGCAAAGUUCUUUACUUCUGUGUUAUUUAGUGACCGGAACUUCAUGCUAUUUUAUUUUGGCCAGUUAGUAUUUUGAUCUUUAAUGAAAGUAUGUUAAUAAUAAAUUUUAAAUUUUCAACAGUUUAAAAUUUGAUACACAGGACUUUUUAAUGUAUUCUAUGUGGUCGCAUUGAAAGUGAAGCAAAUUCUAUGGCUUUUAUUCUGCAGUCAUGUUUUGAAGUUGAUGAACCUGAGAAACAUGAAUGACUUUUAGGCAUUUUUGUAUGACUGAAUAUAUUAUUUUGUGGUCAUACUUUAACUGAACUUUUAAUUAAUCUUUCAAACCUGUAUCUAACAAGAUUUAAAUGUUUUAAACGAUUUGUCUGUUUCAGUAGAUUCACGUGGUAGAUGUCAGUUUUCAUCUAAAAACUUUCACAUCUGGCCAAAGUUUAGGUCCAGGAAAAAAAAAAAAUUUUCUUUAAACGUUGAUUUUAUUUUUAGUUUGUUCCUUGGAAAUUUAAUUGCACAAAUAGAAAAUUUUUUACUAAAAACUGUUAAAAAAAUAUUUUUAGUUCUUAAAAUGAAUUUUUUUGCAGUUGGCUGGUUACUGUGGUGGAAUCAUUUUGUAAUAUGAAAAGUCUGCUGUGGUCGUAGUGUGUAUGUAUGUACUGUUGUGUGGUGCUUUACUGCUCAUAUGUGUGCUUGUUUGACGAACAUUGGUUCUUAUGCACGGUAAACAAAAUUGUUCAGCCGAUACGUUUUCAAUGUACUUCUGUUUUAAGACAUGAUUCAGCCAGUUAAUAUUGCAUCACCAUGUACGUAUCCAAGUUUUAGUUUUGUGUGUUUAAUUUCACAAAAAUCUGACUUCAAAUAAAGAAAUGUUUCCUG
Limulus polyphemus (Atlantic horseshoe crab) is the source of this 5888-nucleotide messenger RNA. Its product is annotated as ras-related protein M-Ras-like. Gene Ontology annotation, cellular component: plasma membrane. Gene Ontology annotation, molecular function: GDP binding; GTPase activity; GTP binding. The record is from RefSeq and is a predicted model, not a curated record. The transcript is spliced from 6 exons. Bases 753 to 1349 code for a protein of 198 amino acids. NCBI's taxonomy places the organism in Eukaryota, Metazoa, Arthropoda, Merostomata, Xiphosura, Limulidae. Gene Ontology annotation, biological process: signal transduction.